AGCCUUAAAUGCCCCCCAUGAUCCGCGCCCUGUUCGUGCGCGCACACGAAGGCGAACUCUACAGUAAGCUCUAAUCUCCCAUCCUAUCAAGCGGGUGCGUGCAUGUCGCGGGAGACAGACUUCCCCUGUGAUUUGAGUUUAUCACCAAUGAUUUUAUUACGGAUUAAUCAGGGCAUCUCUGGCAUAUUCGGAGAAUAAUGAAACGGAGAGAUCCUGCUGUUCUGGUUUCUCUCCAACAACCUGUCUACGCGUGACGCAGGGGGAGGAGGAGGGGGGCAGUCUACUUAAAGCGGGAUUAGCACGAGCCAAACAUUAAAUUCCCCUCCGUUUAGGCUCAGAGCGACUUGUCGACAGAAAACAGGAGGACUUUAGACGGAUCGGGACCUCAGACGAGAGCGCGCGCUCCGGAGCGACAGCAGCGACUAAUCAAUGCAUUCGCCCGAUACUACACUCGCCCUCGGAGCGGAACAGUAGCUCGCAUUUGGUUUUACACGGUCCACUGUGUUAUAUCGUCUCCGAAUGAAAAGCCAUGGGGGAAUGGACCAUUCUCGAGCGUCUCCUGGAGGCGGCUGUCCAACAGCACUCUACUAUGAUCGGGAGGAUCCUACUGACAGUGGUGGUGAUCUUCCGGAUUCUAAUCGUUGCAAUAGUAGGAGAGACCGUGUACGACGACGAGCAGUCCAUGUUCGUAUGCAACACUUUACAGCCGGGCUGUAACCAAGCUUGCUAUGACAAAGCGUUCCCUAUAUCUCACAUCAGAUACUGGGUGUUCCAGAUCAUCAUGGUUUGCACACCCAGUCUAUGCUUCAUCACAUACUCGGUGCAUCAGUCGGCCAAACAUAAGGAGCGUAGAUACUCCAUGGUCUACCUGUCCCUCGACAAAGAUCAUGAUUCAAUGAAACGAGAAGAUAGCAGAAGAUUCAAAAGCACCAUUGUGAACGGAGUACUUCAGAAUACAGAAAACUCCACCAAAGAAUCUGAGCCCGACUGUUUGGAAGUGAAAGAGAUCCCCAGUUCAGCCAUGAGAACUGCCAAAUCGAAAAUGAGACGACAAGAGGGCAUCUCAAGGUUUUACAUCAUUCAAGUGGUUUUCAGGAACGCUCUGGAGAUCGGCUUCUUGGUGGGGCAGUAUUUCCUGUACGGAUUCAACGUUCCUGCCGUGUACGAGUGCGAUCGCUACCCUUGCAUCAAAGAUGUCGAAUGCUACGUUUCGAGACCCACUGAGAAAACUGUGUUCCUCGUCUUCAUGUUUGCAGUCAGUGGGCUCUGCGUGGUGCUCAACCUUGCAGAACUCAAUCACCUGGGCUGGAGGAAAAUUAAAACGGCAGUAAGAGGGGUUCAGGCCAGGAGAAAGUCCAUAUACGAGAUCAGAAACAAGGACUUCCCGCGGAUGAGCAUGCCGAAUUUCGGCCGCACUCAGUCAAGUGAUUCAGCCUAUGUCUAAUGUACCUUCAUGUAGUUCAUCAGAGCAGAGGUGCUCAAUCCUGGUCCAGGAAGACCACAGCUUGCAUAUUUUAGAUGAAACACUCAUUUUUAGUCUGGGAGCCUCUAUUCUAAAUGAAUAUUUCACUCAAAAAUGGCAGUUCUGCCAUUAUUUACUCAACCGCAUGUCAUCCCAAAUCUGUAUGACUUUCUUUUGUGGACCACAAAAGAAGAUAUUUUGAAGAACUUUAUGGUCCAUGCAAUGAAAGUAAAUGGGGUCCAAGUCAAAUACUGGACCCUACUGAGAUUCAUUUUUUUACUUAUGUAUUUCAAAUAUCUUCUUUUUUGGCUUAAAUAAUAACAUCAGGGUGAGUAAACUGUGACAUCAUUUUCAAAUUUGGGUCCCAAUGGCAUCCAAAUUGCAUUUCUGGAGGACUCCAGGACCAGGAUUCGAUUCUUCAAACCACUGCAUCCAAUUAUGUACAAGAAAAGUUAUUUUAUGAGUUGUUCAUCUCACCUGUUUCAUGGUGGGGUCGAUGGUAUUUAUUUGUCUGUUAUGGACAAACAGAACAAACGGACCAAACGUUUGGUUCUUAUCACCAACUGAAGGACACUGAUGCAACCUUUUUUACUGGUCAGAAUGGAAAGCUUGCAAUGAGUUUUCAACAUUUAUUUCUUCGUUCACACAAUCAGUGGAACCUGAAAUAUGUUUUGCACUAAAUAUGGAUUUAAAGGAGCCAAAACAAAUCCGAAUUGUGCUGUGAAGGUCUUUUGUUUCAUUAUAUUGUAUUCUCAUUCUGGUUUUAGACCGCACAUGUGAUAGUUUCAGUUUACUCACCGCAACCAGUUCGACUGCAGACACAUGUGUUUAUCUGUACUAUAUGAAUCAUAUCUCUCUUUCGACUUAGAUAGAUUGCCAUCUUUAAUGUUUCGAUUGCCUGUGCUUGCACCACUGACCUUAACGUGAGUUAUUGUUCUGGUAUAUAUUUAAGCUGACUUGCAGAUCAGUAGCCGGUGAACUGGCCAAUGCUGCAAAAUGUCUAUCUUUUGUAUUUAUUUAUUCAUUAAUGUAUUGGAUUUAUUUAUUUAUUUUUGACACCAAAGCGCCCGUUGCUUUCAUUUGUGGAAAACAGAUACAUUGCUUUUAUGUA
Carassius auratus (goldfish) is the source of this 2573-nucleotide messenger RNA. RefSeq names its product gap junction delta-2 protein-like. The transcript has 2 exons. The coding region runs from base 530 to 1444 and encodes 304 amino acids. Gene Ontology annotation, biological process: cell-cell signaling. Gene Ontology annotation, cellular component: connexin complex. Gene Ontology annotation, molecular function: gap junction channel activity. The record is from RefSeq and is a predicted model, not a curated record. NCBI's taxonomy places the organism in Eukaryota, Metazoa, Chordata, Actinopteri, Cypriniformes, Cyprinidae.